Molecule: messenger RNA, 5585 nt
Organism: Ailuropoda melanoleuca (giant panda)
Lineage: Eukaryota; Metazoa; Chordata; Mammalia; Carnivora; Ursidae
Gene: MALRD1
Product: MAM and LDL receptor class A domain containing 1
Exons: 32
Coding region: 1-5349 (1782 amino acids)
Cellular component (GO): membrane
Molecular function (GO): protein binding
Source: RefSeq, a predicted model, not a curated record
AUGGCGGCCCAUAUGGGGACAGAUGCCAGACGGUUAAGUGUAGCUUGGCGUGCGCUCCAUACCCAUACAAACCCGUCCCUACCCCCCNCCCGCCCCCCCGCCAAGUACUUAGACAUCUACCAGCGGGCGGGCGCACCUCACGCCCCGCCAGCCGCAGCAAAUCCCCUCGCGUGUGGCUUUGAGUCUGGUUUCUGUGGCUGGGAGCCAUUUCUCACAGAAGAUUCACGAUGGGAAGUCAUGAAAGGAUUGGCCAGUGGAGAGAACCACCUUCGUGAUGUUGAUCACACAGCAAACACAAGUCGCGGAUCAUUCAUUUAUUUCAGGUCCCAUCAAUCUCCAGGAGUGGCCAAGCUUGGAAGUCCUAUUCUUACAAAAGCACUCACUGCCUCUACCCCAUGUCAGGUGCAAUUUUGGUAUCAUUUGUCGCGGCAUGCACGUCUCUCGGUUUUUACAAGAACAUCACUGGAUGGGGAUUCGCAAAAGCAAGGUGAUCUAAUUGGAAUUGCCAAAUCUCAGUGGAAACAAGCAAAAAUCAAUCUCUUUGUGAAGGCUGGAGAAUCUACUCUACCUUUUCAGCUGAUUUUGGAAGCUACUGUUUUAUCAUCAGACGCUACUGUUGCUCUAGAUGACAUCAGUAUAUCCGAGGAAUGUGAAAUUUCCAACAAGUCGCUUCCCAGUACCAGCAGACCAAAGAAAGGAGAAGAGUAUGUUUUACCCUCUGCAUCUCUUCAUUUUGAAGCUGGAUUUAUGUCACGUGAGGAUGCAGGCUAUAUUUCAUCCAGCAAAUUCUGUGAUUUUCCAUCUGACUGCCCAAAUGGAACAGAUGAAGCCAAUUGUGUUUCCAAGUGUGACUUUGAAGCAAAUAGCUGUGGUUGGUUUGAAGCAAUUAGUGGUGACAAUUUUGACUGGGUCUGGAACUCCAGAAGUAACCUUUCGGCUGAAUUUGAGCAACAGGCUCCACCUUGGGAUCAUACUCACAACACAGCUCAAGGGCAUUUUAUGUUCAUUCUGAAGAAAAGCAGAAGCUUGUCCCAAGUUGCCAAACUCCAGAGCCCAACUUAUAGCCAGGCGGGACCUGGAUGCACGCUUUCCUUCUGGUUUUAUAACUAUGGUCUCUCAGUGGGAGCUGCUGAGCUACAGCUGCACGUGGAAAAUUCCAGUGACCCUACAGUACUCUGGAGAGUAUUGUAUAACCAGGGCAACCAGUGGUCCCAGGCGACUGUUCAGCUUGGACGCCUUACUCAGCCCUUCCAUUUGUCCCUAGAUAAAGUCAGUCUUGGCAUUUAUGAUGGAGUCUCAGCUAUCGAUGACAUCAGAUUUGAAAAUUGCAGUCUCCCCCUUCCUGUGGAGAGCUGCAAAGAGCCGGAUUUUUUCUGGUGUCGACACAGCAAGGCUUGCAUAGACAAGCUUCUGUUAUGUGACCUGGUGGAUGAUUGUGGUGAUCGGACUGAUGAGGAUGACUGUGUACCUGAACUCCAGUGUAAUUUUGAAAGUGGAAUUUGUAACUGGGAGCAAGAUACAGAAGAUGACUUUGAUUGGACCAGGAAGCACGGUCCAACUUCAACACUUAAUACAGGGCCAAUGAAGGAUAAUACUUUGGGCACAGCUGAAGGACACUAUCUCUACAUAGAAUCUUCGGAGCCACAGGUUUUCCAAAACAGAGCUGCUUUACUCAGCCCUAUCCUCAACACCACCCAUGCAAAGGGCUGUACCUUCCGCUUCUAUUACCACAUGUUUGGAAAGCACAUUUAUAGGCUGGCCAUCUACCAGCGAAUCUGGAGUAACACGAGAGGACAGCUGCUGUGGCAGAUAUUUGGGAAUCAAGGCAACAGAUGGAUAAGGAAACACCUCAGUGUUUCUAGCAGGCAGCCUUUUCAGAUUUUGGUGGAGGCUUCAGUAGGAGAUGGCUUCACUGGAGACAUUGCAAUCGAUGAUUUGUCAUUCAUAGACUGUUCCCUCUACCCUGGUAAUUUGCCAGUGGACCUCCCAACUCCACCAGAAAUGUCAGCUCCAGUAACAUUACCUCCACACAACUGUACAGAUGAUGAAUUUGUUUGCAGGUCCGAUGGUCACUGUGUUGAAAAAAUCCAGAAAUGUGAUUUUAGAUAUGACUGUCCUGACCAGUCAGAUGAAUUGUUCUGUGCUACGAAUGUUUGCAGCUUUGAAAAAGGAAGCCUGUGUCAAUGGUACCAGCCAAUCUCAGAAAACCUAAUUCAAGAUUCAAACACGUUCAGAUGGAGACUUGGUAAUGGAAUUAGUAUUCAUCAUGGGGAAGAAAAUCGUAGGCCGUCAGUGGAUCAUACAACAAAUACCACAGAUGGCUGGUACCUGUAUGCUGAUAGUUCAAAUGGAAGAUUUGGUGACACGGCUGAUAUACUCACUCCUCUUAUUUCACGCAUGGGCCCAAAAUGUACCCUGGUGUUCUGGACUCAUAUGAAUGGUGUCACAGUUGGUUCUCUCCAGGUACUCAGCAAGAAAGACAAUGUUACUUCUAAAUUGUGGGCUCAAAGAGGACAGCAAGGUGCACAGUGGAAGAAAGUGGAAGUGUUUUUAGGCGUUCAAUCACAUAUACAGAUUAUCUUUAGGGCAAAACGUGGCAUCAGUUACAUGGGAGAUGUAGCCGUGGACGAUAUUUCCUUUCAAGAUUGUCCCCCCCUACUUAGUCCAGACAGGAAGUGUACUGCUGAAGAAUUCACGUGUGCGAACAAGCAAUGCAUCACGAAGGACAAGCUGUGUGAUUUUGUGGAUGAUUGUGCUGAUAAUUCAGAUGAGUCUACCUUCAUUUGCAGUACCUCCAGUGUGCGCUGUGAUUUUGAAUUUGACCUUUGUUCUUGGGAGCAGGAGCAGGACGAUGACUUUGACUGGAAUCUGAAAGCUAGCAGCAUCCCUGCUAUAGGCACAGAGCCAGUCGCUGAUCACACCUUAAGAAACUCCUCCGGUCAAUACAUCUUCAUAAAGAGCUUCUUUCCUCAGCAGCCCAUGAGAGCAGCCAGAAUUUCAAGCCCAGUCAUAAGUAGAAAAAGCAAAAACUGCAAGAUAAUUUUUCAUUAUCACAUGUAUGGAAAUGGCAUUGGGGCACUCACCUUGAUCCAGGUAUCAGUCUCAAACCAAACAAAGGUCCUACUUAACCUCACUGUAGAACAAGGCAAUUUCUGGCAGCGGAAAGAACUAUCACUGUCAGGCGAUGAGGACUUCCAACUCAAAUUUGAAGGUAGAGUUGGUAAAGGACACCGUGGUGAUAUUGCCCUGGAUGACAUUGUGCUUACGAAGGGUUGUCUAAUAUCCCAUUACUCCAUCAAAGAAGAACUCACAGCGCCUCUUCCAACAGGUUCCUGCCCCCCUGGCUAUCGGGAAUGUCAGAAUGGCCAAUGUUAUCAACCAGAGCAAAGCUGUAAUUUUGUAGAUGACUGUGGAGAUGAUACGGAUGAAAAUGAAUGUGGCACUUCCUGUACUUUUGAGAACGGCUGGUGUGGCUGGCAAAACUCCCUGGCUGAAAACUUUGACUGGGCUUUGGGAAAUGGCUCUCAUCAGAGCCUAAGACCUCCCAAAGACCACACACUUGGAAACAAAAAUGGGCACUUCUUGUAUCUGGAGGCUACUCCAGUGGGCCUUCGGGGCGAGGAAGCACACCUCAAGAGUGCCAUGUGGCAAGAAUCCAGCGCUGCCUGCACCCUUAGCUUCUGGUAUUUCAUAUCUGCAAGAGCCACGGGGGCCUUUCAGAUCCUCAUUAAGACAGAGAAAGGACUAACAAAAGUAUGGCAAGAAAGUGAGCAGAACUCUGGUGAUCAUUGGCAAAGGGCUGUCAUCCUGCUAGGAAAGCUAAGGAAUUUUGAAGUCAUAUUCCAGGGUAUCAGAACAAGGGAUCUGGGAGGAGGAGCUGCAAUUGAUGACAUUGAAUUUAAAAACUGCAUGACUGUGGGAGAGACUUCUGAGAGUUGCCCAGAAGCCACUGAUUUUUUGUGCCACGACAAGAAGUGUGUUGCUUCCCACCUUGUCUGUGACUAUAAGCCGGACUGCUCCGACAGGUCUGACGAGGCUCACUGUGGCCAUUAUACAAGCACAGCAGGAAGUUGCAAUUUUGAAACCACUUCAGGAAACUGGACCACAGCCUGCGGUCUUACUCAAGAUGACUUGGGCUGGGCCAUCGGCACCAGAAUUCCUGUGGAAGCAUUGAAUCCAGACUUUGAUCACACCCCAGGGAACGGCCAGCACUUCCUGUAUAUCAACUCGUCUAGACCCCAAGAAGGACACACGGCAAGAAUCUCUACUUCCCAGUACUUUCCAGCAAGCCUCGGAAUGUGUACCGUUCGGUUCUGGUUCUACAUGGUUGAUCCCAGGAGUAUGGGGGUAUUAAAGGUAUAUACCAUUGAGGAAUCUGGGCUAAACAUCCUCGUGUGGUCAGUGAUUGGAAACAAAAGAACCGGUUGGAUGUAUGGACAUGUACCUCUCUCCAGUAACAGUGCAUUUAAAGUGGCAUUUGAAGCUGAUUUGGCUGGAGAGGAGGACAUCUUUAUUGCCCUUGAUGACAUCACUUUCACCCCAGAAUGUGUCUUUGGAGGUCCUGUGGCACCCCAGCCAUCGCCCUGUGAAGCCGAUCAAUUUUCUUGUAUCUACACACUCCAGUGUGUCCCUCUCUUGGGGAAAUGUAACGGACAGGAAGAUUGCAUAGACGGCUCUGAUGAGAUGGCUUGUGCGCUCAGCCCCCCUCCUCAGCACUGUGGUAAAAUGGAGUUCCAGUGCUGGAGCAACGAGUGCAUCCCGUCCCUCCUGCUGUGUGAUGGAGUGCCCGACUGUCACUUUAAUGAAGAUGAAGCUGGCUGCCCCAACGGGAGCUGUUCUGACGGUGCGUUGAUGUGCACUUCCUCUAACAGCUGUAUCCCAGUUCACGAGCGCUGUGAUGGUUUGGCCAACUGCAUGGAUUUCCAGCUUGAUGAGUCCAGCUGCUCAGAGUGUCCAUUAGGUUACUGCAGAAAUGGUGGCAAUUGUGUAGUGGAGAAGAACGGACCUGUGUGUCGAUGUGGACAAGGAUGGAAAGGAAAUCGAUGCCACAUCAAGGUUAACCCUUCCCCAGCAGAUUUCACAUACACUCAGAAUAAUAUAUGGACUCUCCUGGGCAUUGGAUUAGCUUUCCUGAUGAUUCAUAUUGCAGUCACCGUUGUGUGUUUUCUUGCAAACAGAAAAGUACCAGCCAGGAAAGCUAAAGGAACCGUUAACUGUGCAUUUGUUAAUCCGGUUUAUGGGAACUGGAGUGACCCAGAGAAAACAGAGAGUUCUGUAUACUCCUUCUCAAAUCCGUUAUAUGGCACAAGAACAGGAUGCCUGGAGACCAUAUCUAAUCAUCUGAAAUAGUACCAUCCAAAUCAAGUAUGAUUUAGGGUAUGUAGUUUAUAGAAAAUCCUAUAGAAACCUGAUAGAAGACUCAUCUUAUGCAAUAGUAAAAACAGAAGGGAUUCAGAAUCCUAGUGUAAUUAUUACAUUUACAAAUAAAUUUUCUUACUGAAUAUGUUAAAUGUUUCCAUGGAAUCUGAAUCAAAGAACCUUAUCUUCUUUGUAUUUUGAAUAUUUUAAUAAAAUGUUCUACUUGA